AGUUUUGCUUUUACCUUAUGAGGAAGCACCUUUUUUGGUGAUUCAUUUCGUCAUAACAAUUGAGCAAGAUCAUUCAGAGAGGAGGUUGUACUACAACUACGUAAAAAAGACACCUGCUUCUUCUACUUGAACAUUUUUUUACCUUCGAAUUUUACGACGUACGCAUCGAACCAAGAUAAGAGUAAGAUGCAUUUUUAGUGUUCUAGAGCCCACGUCUACGUCUUCAAAAACGACGGCAUAUAUCUUCCCUCACAAACUACUACUACUACACGAGAUCAUUCUUUUCCCGGUGCAACAACUGCUUUCGCACCUUCAAGCCCUACUUCUUCCAAACAGAACAAACUUCUUGGAGACCAACAAGACGAGGUGUAAAAAUACCAAAAUGCUCAGCCGAGGACAGGAGCAGAUGAGGAGGAGAACUGUUUUCUUCCAGCAUCUUCCUGUUGUACUCACUUGUUUGGGCAUCUGGACGGAGCAAAACUUCUGGGGAGUGUUUUGCAAGUCAGCGCCAGGGGGUCGACCGUAUGCUGAGCGAGGAAACAGACGACAUGACUUUGACGAUGAAGCAGGUGGACAUCUUCAAGUAGAUCUUCAAGGUCGGCGUGGCGCUUUGAUACCAUUACCGAUUGGUAAAGUAAAUAGAAAUAAUGCGAACCAGUGGCCGACGCCAAUGGGUGCAGGAGGGGCUUCGUCUUCAGAACGUGGAGGAGGAGGUGGUGGUCCUUUUUAUAUGUUCGGGUCGUCUGCUUCUGCCGCUGCCCCUACCGGUCCUUCGUCUAAACCCGGUCCUGCAGGAGGUGUGUCAACGACCGCGUACAAGGCAGUAUCAGAGUCGAGUGGGCCAUUUUUAGGUACUCCGAGACUGGAACUCGCGCCCGCCUUUCGACAGUAUGAUGAAUAUGUUGCCGGUUCAGCAGGAACGACAAUACCAAAUCCGAUGCCAGGAGGACCGGGAGUGCCACAGACAAAUACCAUAGCAGGGAGUACGACUACGACAAAUAGUACUCCACCUCCGAUGUACUUCUAUCCGCAGGCGGUUGGACCACCUGCUCCGCUAGGUGGUGGCGGAGCUCCCGGAUCGAGGUCUCCCGGAUCGUUUCAACAAGGGUUCUUGCCAUCUUCUGUAGCCAACAAAGGGUUCAUGCCAUCUUCUUCUGUAGGCGGUGUUCCAUAUUAUGAUCCUGCUCAUCAGUUGUAUCAACAAGGAUCCACAGGAGUGCUGCCACUGGAGGCAUCUACAUCGAUGAUGCGGAGUUGUCCACCAGCAAUGCCUCCACUCCAACCUCAACUCCCCACAUCGACGCCUACUCACUUGAUGGGCACCAGUAUGGCGCCUCAACAGUAUGGGUAUGCCAUCAUCAAUUUGGCAACUCUACAACAUUUAAUUUAAGGCUUGUUUUUCAUAAUAUUUAUCACUAUCCCAUGGAUGUGGAGUAUGCUGAGAGCUGCAGAGUGGAGUCUCCCUUGAUUUAAGGGGGAAAAUAACGGGAAGGCCGCAGGGCAUCUCACUCACACUCAACCAGGGAUAGCGAAAAACAAGCGUUAAGUAAUCAUGGGAGUCACUGCUUUACAACAACAUCAUGCGGCUCAGCAAAAUCAGCAUGAUGUUAAUCAAGGUGCAGCAUUUAGUAGUCAGAGUCCACCUGAACAAGUACAAGAAGAAGAGACUACUUCAUGUGAUACAGCAGAAUCAUCAAGAACUCCACACGCACAAACUGGGCAACGGCAGCCUCAGGUGCCAUAUAAAAUGCAAGAUUAUCAUGACUUCUGCAAGCAGGAGCAGCGAACUCAAGAGCACGCAAGAAGGCCUACAUCUGGUGCAGGUGUAGUAUCAUCAUCUCCACAGGAUAUCCAGUAUCAACAACAGGCCUCACAAGAACCAGCAGGGGAGACAUUAACCGAGCCUAAAUUUUGGCCUCCUACUGCAAGGGCGCAUGAGCAUACUGGAUGGCAACGUGGCGAUCCCGCUUGGCAUUUACAGGGAUCAAAGGCUCAUGUGCCGCUGCAAGGGACGAAAGUUUCUGGUGCUGGUGAAGAAGUGCAGUCGAGGAGGAAAGUUGAGUUAAGAGUGAAAAAAUUAGAAUCUCAAUCUACUUUUUCCUUAGAGGUCAUCAUCUUACAUCUUGAUCUUCUUCUUCAUGGUCAUGAUAUGAUGACGCCUGAUUAUGAUCAUAGAGCAGUGGUCUGAAUGUGAUUCCUCCAGUACUCUAAGUGAUUCCUCCAGUACUCUACUAACAGGAGACCUGGAAAAGCAAACCCGAAAGGAACAAUCCGAAGAGCAAAGAUUUCGGGAAGAUGGAGUAGCUACUUCCGAAUUCAAAUGGCACAUCAGUGCGGAUACCAGUCCAGGGCCAACAGACCGAGUUGUCUUGCAUCCACCAGAAGUGGCGAAUCUCCUACACUGCGAAGGUUGUACGAGCAUCAUGUUAGACCGUUUGAAAAAGGAUUCGGUAGAGCCGGAAGCCAUCAUGUGGGAUUUAAAUGCGAAUGGGUUUUAUGGUAUUUACUCACCUGAACAAAUGCAAAUGGCGUCUUCCUUCUCAGUAUAAGCAUCAUCCCGAGGAGCACCCGCAUGUGGGAUCUGUUUCUUUUCUUCAAAAAUAGUAAAACUAAAAGGAAAAGCAAUGAUUGAAUUUUAUUUUUAUAAUGGUUCUUGAGAAAAGGACAAAAACGGAAGACGAAAGUAAAAGUGUAGCCGUGAAAAGGAUCAUAUAGCGAUAAAAUAAUAGUAUAUAAAUAGAACAAGCUAGGCCUAGCACUAGAUAUAAAGCUUGAGGAUAAGAUACGGAUAUAGUUAGUCCUACUUCUCGCGCUGUGCACUAGUUUGGUGAACCGGUACCCUGGAGCGAAUUAGUGGGUGCACAUAGCGCGAGAACCGAGCACUUCUCUGAGGCACGCACUGGCUUCGGCCGCCAUAGAUGAGAAGACCUCCAGGGCAGAAGGACGAACGCGCGGCGCCUAAAAUAGACGGAUCCUAGUAUAAACGUGGCCACUAGAAUUUUAUUAGAUACUUGGAAUACCUGACUUUUUUGAUUUUUUGUUUGCUAGUUAGGAGUGCUCCACCGAUAU
Messenger RNA from Amoebophrya sp. A25, 3069 nucleotides. NCBI's taxonomy places the organism in Eukaryota, Dinophyceae, Syndiniales, Amoebophryaceae. The record is from the annotation of a GenBank genome assembly.